Molecule: messenger RNA, 1731 nt
Organism: Cryphonectria parasitica EP155
Lineage: Eukaryota; Fungi; Ascomycota; Sordariomycetes; Diaporthales; Cryphonectriaceae
Product: MFS general substrate transporter
Exons: 4
Coding region: 1-1731 (576 amino acids)
Biological process (GO): transmembrane transport
Molecular function (GO): acyltransferase activity, transferring groups other than amino-acyl groups; transmembrane transporter activity
Source: RefSeq, a predicted model, not a curated record
AUGGCCAAACCCGAGCCCGUGUUGCACGACCAGACCAACAUUCUCCCCACUGGUCGUCUCAUUGUCGUCUUUUGCGCCUUGGCCUCGGCACUCUUGAUCACCUUCAUCGACCAGCAAUCGAUCGGCGUUGUCCUGCCCACAAUCGGCCGUGAUCUGAAUAGUUCAUCCACGAUAACAUGGGCCGGCACAUCUUCCUUGAUCGCCAAUACCGCAUUCCAAGUGCUGUAUGGCAGGCUCUCCGACAUCUUUGGACGCAAGGUCAUUUUGAUCUCAAGUCUCGGCCUGUUGGGACUUGGCGAUUUGCUCUGCUCGUUCGCAAGGACGGGUCCUCAGCUAUUUGCCUUCAGGGCCAUCAGUGGCGUUGCCUCGGGGGGCAACAUGGCACUGGCCAUGAUGGUCGUCUCAGACGUAACGACUCUCAAGCAGAGGGGCAAAUUCAUGGGCAUUCUCGGCGCAUGCGUCGGGAUGGGCAACGCCAUUGGGCCCUUCAUCUCUUCCUCGUUUGCUGAACGAGUUACCUGGAGGGCUUUGUUUUGGCUUCUCUGUCCCUUGGCCGUCUGUUCAGGGCUGAUUCUCUAUGUUCUGCUGCCGCCGCAGACCAUCCCGCCCGAGCCGUUGAGGACGAAGCUGGCCAAGAUUGACUACCUGGGCAUCUUUUUCAGCUCCGUUGGCACCAUCCUCCUCCUUAUCCCUAUCUCUGGCAUAGGUACCCAAUUUGCGGCGAACUCGCCAAUGGUGAUCGCCAUGCUGACCAUCGGCUCUUGCUUCCUCGUCCUAUUUGGCUUGAACGAAUGGAAGGUGGCUAAACUCCCCAUGUUCCCCUUCCGCCUAUUCAAGAAGCCUGCACUGGCCGCCAUGAUGGUGCAAAACUUUCUGAUGACCUCGUCGGUCCGGCCUGAGCUUUCGAUGACUCUGCUCUGCCCAGACUCGCCAUGCAACAUUUUAUACUACCUCCCGCUAUUUUACCAGAUUGUUCGACAGAUGACGGUGAUACAAUCUGCCCUGAUGAUCCUCCCUGUUGUGCUGCCACAGUCGGUGGCAUCGAUCGCUUCCGGCCAGUACAUGUCCCGGCUCAACAGAUACGGCGAGGUGAUCUGGAUGGGGUUUUCACUCUGGGUCACCGCGACCAUUGUUGAGAGCAGGUUUUCAAGGACGUUUCCGCUGGCUGGGAUGAUCGUGACCUUGAUUAUCCAGGGGAUGGGGGUUGGAUUUACUUUCCAGCCUACACUUGUCGCCGCCCAGGCGCAUUCGGCAAAGGCCGAUCGAGCUGUUGUCAUCAGCUCCCGGAACUUCCUCCGGUCUCUGGGUGGUGCCUGCGGCCUAGCUGUUGCCUCAGCUCUGUACUCAAAUACUGUGAUCGGCAAGCUGCCGUCUCCGCCGCUUAUACCAGAGACGGUAGCCAACCAAAUCAAGUCGUCCGUUUUCUCGGUUCCCGACCUCUCAGGUCUUUCUGCGACCCAAAAGGGCAUGAUUCUGGACACCUACACCCUGGCAUCAAGAUCAGUCUUCUACUUCUGGGUUGGAUGCAUCAGCUGUUGCUGGCUGCUGAUGUUCUUCAUCAAAGACAAAGGACUGCAGAGGAAGGAGGAGAAACAGGGGUCGGAAGGAGUGGUUGAGGCCGGGGGGCGAGGACGUGAUGAGGAAGGGGGUUCGGCGCCUGGAUCUGGCGAAGAAGAGGACACAGCGAAUGAGGUGGACGAGAUGCCUCGUCGGGAUGCUGAGAAGGAAUAA